Molecule: messenger RNA, 450 nt
Organism: Saxophila tyrrhenica
Lineage: Eukaryota; Fungi; Ascomycota; Dothideomycetes; Mycosphaerellales; Extremaceae
Exons: 2
Coding region: 1-450 (149 amino acids)
Source: RefSeq, a predicted model, not a curated record
AUGGGUCCCCGUGAAGGGGAGACCGGCGGUGGGUCAGGCCGCCACGGUCCCUACGAUCCAGAGACGGGCAAAGGAAGCGGUCGCACACACGGAUCGUCCCUUGUGCUCUACCGCGGAGACGGACCUCAGCCCAAAGAGGGUGAGACCGGCAAGGGGUCGAAAAUGGCAUGCGACCGUCGCACACCAACACCACCGACGACGCUCGCUCGAACGCCUUUGACUUCAAACGACAGCAACAACAACGACGGCAGACUCCUUCCCAGCACAGCGGCGGCGUACAUCAAAGACUGCUUUUACCAUGGCGACAAGAUUGGCAUAGAGGCUCAGGCUUCGGAGGAGUAUUGUGGGAACAUUCAUUAUCGUCCGUAUCGUCUGCUGGUCAGACGAGGGUUUGGGAUGUCAUCAUUCGCUUGGACUUUUCUUUGGGUGGACUUUGUAGAUGAGGAAUGA